Molecule: messenger RNA, 339 nt
Organism: Perognathus longimembris pacificus (Pacific pocket mouse)
Lineage: Eukaryota; Metazoa; Chordata; Mammalia; Rodentia; Heteromyidae
Product: Fanconi anemia group M protein homolog
Exons: 3
Coding region: 47-283 (78 amino acids)
Biological process (GO): double-strand break repair via synthesis-dependent strand annealing; replication fork reversal; interstrand cross-link repair
Molecular function (GO): 3'-5' DNA helicase activity; four-way junction helicase activity; four-way junction DNA binding
Source: RefSeq, a predicted model, not a curated record
GAGUUUGGAAACAUUUGCAAGUUCUCUGAUUCUGAGCAAUGUUUUGAUGAGAAGAGAUAUCCCCAAUCUAACCAAGUACCAGAUAAUUCUGGCCAGAGAUCAAUUUAGGAAAAACCCAUCUCCAAAUAUUGUGGGAUGUCAUCAAGGCAUAAUUGACGGCGAGUAUGCCAUUUGUAUUAGUUUAUAUCAUGGUUAUGAACUACUGCAGCAUAUGGGAAUGAGAUAUUUUUUCCUUUCUGGAAUUACGCAUGGAACAAAAGUGGAGGCCAAUGACAUGAGAUGAUGAGAAAGGACAGGAGCUGUACAGAGAAAGUCAGCAGGCAAGAGGAGGAAGAGUGG